GUGGCUAAUAAAUCAAUUUUACUCAGCAAUUUUUACAACCUCUGCUGUUUUCUUAUUCAAACCUUGCGAGAUGGAAUACUGGGAAAAAGUUGCUGUGAUAACUUUGGUUAGCUGUUUGGCAUCCCUGCUAGGAGGGGUAGGACUGUUAAUAACACAGUAUAAAAUGGAUAAUUUACAUUACAUGCUCAGAAACCUUUUAUGUUUUCUCACAAUUGCUGAUAUCAUAACAGACUUGGGAUACAUCUGUGGGACUUUCAAUUACAUGAUUUCAAAUAUAAGAUCAGAUAACAUAAGUGAACACACUUGGAACACCACCCUUUGUACCGCUCAGAGUUUUGUGACGACGUUUUCCAACAUGUCUUCGUUUGCUUGGACCUCUAUCAUUACGGUGCAUCUAUUUUUACUGGUCAGAACAACAAAAGACUGGGAAAGAAAUACCUGCUUAAAGGUUUUGUAUCACAUCAUAGGCUGGUUUAUCCCAGGUCUGGUAACUGUGAUCUUGUUGGUGAAUGAUCGUCUAGGAGAAAGCUAUAAUAUAACUACAGGAUCCUGGUGCUGGAUUAAACUGAAUAGAACUGAUAUUCAGGCGACAGAUCGAGGGAUCAUGCUACUCGCCGGAAAGUUAUGGGAGAUUCUGACUUACAUAUUGUCAUUAGCAGUAUUCAUGCAUUUGAAAAUUACUGCUUACAUUGAACGAGAAACCAAUCAGACGUAUCGUUGGAGUAGAAUGGUGGUGAAUCCAGCUUCACUUAGACGGGGGGACGAACGAUUCUGUUACAUUUGGCUGCCAUUGUACUUGCUGAGGUUCUGGGGAACAAUACGGUUCUUUUUUGUAAUAUCCAAUCAAAGUAGUCGUCUGCUCAGUCAUGAUUAUGAUUUCCUGUUAUACCUACAGUGUGUUGGUGAUAGCUCGCAUGCUUUGGGAAAUUUUAUUCUAUUUUGUCUUCUGGAUAAAGAAAUUCGGGGAAAGUACAUGUCGGUGUGUUUUCGUAGGUUUGAACAACAAGAGGAACAUGAAGAAAAUCCAACUCUCUCUGUGCCUCAUCAAUCCAUUGCUUCAACUUAAUACAUAAUUGUCUUUAAUUGUUAUUUUAUUACGAUAUUUUUAAUGCUAACAUCUCCUUGGAAAUUACAUAAUUCUACCUCUGAUGUUUUUAGAGGUCUGUUUUCUC
This is a messenger RNA of Saccostrea cuccullata (small rock oyster), 1172 nucleotides long. Its product is annotated as G-protein coupled receptor 157-like. The record is from RefSeq and is a predicted model, not a curated record. NCBI's taxonomy places the organism in Eukaryota, Metazoa, Mollusca, Bivalvia, Ostreida, Ostreidae. The transcript has 3 exons. Gene Ontology annotation, cellular component: plasma membrane. Bases 71 to 1066 code for a protein of 331 amino acids. Gene Ontology annotation, biological process: adenylate cyclase-activating G protein-coupled receptor signaling pathway; cell surface receptor signaling pathway. Gene Ontology annotation, molecular function: G protein-coupled receptor activity.